This is a messenger RNA of Canariomyces notabilis, 2364 nucleotides long. Its product is annotated as Pkinase-domain-containing protein. The transcript is spliced from 2 exons. Gene Ontology annotation, cellular component: nucleus; cytoplasm. Gene Ontology annotation, biological process: protein phosphorylation; intracellular signal transduction. The coding region runs from base 1 to 2364 and encodes 787 amino acids. The record is from RefSeq and is a predicted model, not a curated record. NCBI's taxonomy places the organism in Eukaryota, Fungi, Ascomycota, Sordariomycetes, Sordariales, Chaetomiaceae. Gene Ontology annotation, molecular function: protein serine/threonine kinase activity; ATP binding.
AUGACUGUCGCUCACGAUCUCACCCGCCGGGCGUCGACACAAGCUAUCAACGGGAUGGCGCUCGAAGACAGGUUCGAGGUGCUGAAGGAGAUUGGAGACGGGAGCUUUGGCAGUGUGGUGCUCGCUAGGGUACGGAGUGCGGGCGCCAGCGUCGCCCGUCGGGGCACAAUAAUUGCAAUCAAAACAAUGAAGAAGACGUUUGACUCAUUCUCAGCGUGUCUGGAGUUGAGAGAAGUUGUCUUCCUCAGGACAUUACCAGCCCAUCCCCACUUGGUUCCGGCACUCGACAUCUUCCUCGACCCCUUCAGCAAAAAGCUCCACAUUUGCAUGGAGUACAUGGAAGGAAACCUUUACCAACUGAUGAAGGCCAGGGACCACAAAUGUCUGGAUAACGCGAGCGUCAAGAGCAUCUUGUUCCAGAUUAUGCAAGGACUUGAACACAUCCACGCCCACAGCUUCUUCCACCGUGAUAUCAAGCCCGAGAACAUCCUCGUCUCAACAUCAGCGCAUUCGGACUACACCAACUCCUUCAGGCGAUAUUCGGCCUUAGUGACGCCGCCUUCGACACCACCGACCUACACCGUCAAGAUCGCUGACUUUGGCCUUGCCCGGGAAACACAUUCGAAACUGCCAUAUACGACCUAUGUCUCGACACGGUGGUAUCGCGCCCCGGAAGUGCUGUUGAGGGCUGGCGAAUAUUCAGCACCGGUGGAUAUUUGGGCCGUCGGCGCCAUGGCCGUGGAGGUUGCGACUCUUAAGCCCCUUUUCCCGGGUGGGAACGAAGUAGACCAGGUCUGGAGGGUAUGCGAGAUUAUGGGAAGCCCAGGGAACUGGUACAACAAGGCUGGUGGCCGAGUCGGCGGUGGAGAAUGGAGGGAAGGGACACGCCUCGCCGGAAAACUGGGCUUCUCGUUCCCAAAGAUGGCUCCGCACUCGAUGGAUACGAUCCUGCAGGCACCGCAAUGGCCCGCUUCCCUCAGCCAAUUUGUAACUUGGUGUCUGAUGUGGGAUCCGAAGAAUCGCCCGACAUCGACUCAGGCGCUUGCUCACGACUACUUUGCUGAUGCUGUCGAUCCUCUCCGGCCAAAGUCGUCAGCGUCCAAGAUUCUUGGCCGGAAGCAGUCGGAUAUAAGUAGGGGCAAGGACUCUGUCGCCUCAACGCCGACCUCAUCGAAGCCAUCAUGGUUCAGGAAAUCAUUGAUUGGGCGUGCUGAGAGUGUUGAGGUUAUUGCUGCACCGCAACCGCAGAGUCUCAAGGAGGUUACUGCUCCCCGUCCGGCCCCUAUAAUACCCGCCGAGCCUCCGGCACCGAAGCCGAAGCCGAAUCCCGCAAAACGAGCUACAUGGACAAACGGCCCCUCAAACGUCGCCCCAAUGCCGAUCCUCCCAACCAUCCGGCCUAUCUCUCCGUUGUCCGAUGCCGUUACCGCACAGGCAAGCAGCAGGGCGCCAGCGUACAACGACACGUAUGCGAACGGAAUCCAGGCGCCCGCCGCAGUCGAAGAGAAGGGCUCCAAAAAGAUUGGCCGGCAGCUAUCGGUAACAUCGAGCACCAACAACUAUGCCGAGAUCCACAGGCAACAAGCUGAGCGAGCCCUCAACGGGAACUCGGGUCUUGCGUCUCCGACAAGCGGCCACAAAGAGAGCUUCUUUUCACACCUGCGGAAGAGGGCGAGGAGGUUCUCCGGCAGGCACCAGACGCCGAUGUCGCCAAGCUACGAUGAUCUGGAGGCGCAAGCCGGCUGUGGUCCGUGGGGAAGUAACAGAUCUUCCAUGGUGAUCGACAGCCCGUCUUCGGGCCCUGUCGCGAAAGACACGUAUGAGUCCCUGGACAAGACAUUGCGCGACGGCCCGCAGAUGCCCGAGGUCCCUCCCGCACCCCCUGCUCACCAAGUAACGCCGACCAGUACGCUCAAGCGGCACCAUUCCCUUCCGCAUCACCAGCCGAGGUCCGUGGAUAAUCUCCUUAGCACCACCAGGGGGGUAGGUCCGGUCUCGAGCCGGACACGGAGAGCACAGGCUGCACAGGGCGUCAGCCAGUACGACGCGCCGGACGAAGAAGACGAACUCCUGGACGAGGUUUUGGUCUCUACCCACCGUGCUAUGAAACGGCUCGAAAAGGAAGAUCGGACACUCAGACAGGCCGCGAGCAAUAUUGGGAUGACCAACCCGUAUCCGACCCCGUCACCGUCUGCAAGCGGCAACGUGAUGCUCUUUGGCGACGGCAAGGAGGCAAUUACACCCAAGCCCCUCGACUUCAACAAGAAGACAGCCGAGUACAAGUGGCCCACUCCUCCCUACGAGGAGAAUGAUUGGGCAAGCUCGGCGUCAGCAAGCAUCUGGGCGGCAGGGAACCGUUUCUAG